UCUCUCAUCACUAAUAAAGUGCAACUUUUAUUCUGAUAAGAACAGCUGCAUUUCCUGCUGUUCAAAAUUUUCUAUUAUUGUUUAUACAAAUCGAUUUAAAGUAAAAAACCAACUGCAUACAAACGAAACACCAUUAAAGUUGUUUCAUUAUUAUAAAUAUGAGUCUCGAUGACGUGAUUUACGUGCUUUGUCUACUCGGCUGCAUUGGUGCGGGGCAUUACGUCAAAAAGAUAGGCGAUGAGACACAACGAAAAUUUAUUAGCACCGGUCUCGGUUUACUGGUGGUUUUCAUUGCAUCGGGCUUCCAUGCGCUACAUUGCAUUAUAUCGACAACGAUUGGAGCGCUAGUGGUUAUCUAUAUGCACCCAAGUCGUUGCCAUUUGGUAACAUUUUGCAUAAUGUUCGGCUAUUUGGUAUUCUUUCGUUUAGUACACAUAUUUGGUUUACCAAAUUACCCCGGUCAUACCAAUAUGAUACAGAUGAUAUUAACAUUGAAGGUUUCGGGCAUUGCUUUCGAGAAAACUGCCGCUUGGAAGAAGUUGCGACAGCGCGACAAAGAAAUUGCCGAAAGGCAGCGCGCUGAGGGUGUAACUUCUUCUGAGCCACUUGUGGAAAUCACCGAUUACGAUGCGGAGUUGCAGGAUAUAGGAUUCGCUGAGAUUUUCCAUUAUUGCUUUAACUACAUAGGUGUACUAACAGGUCCAUAUUACCGCUAUCGCACAUACCUUGAUUAUUUCGAGAUGCCAUUUAAAGACUAUGCGCCACAUAUAAGCGCAACAAUAGAGAAACUCAAAUAUGCUGGUCUCUAUUGUGCGCUAUAUCUUGUAGCAAACUACAUAUGGCCACUUGAGUAUGCCUUAAGCGCGGAAUUCUAUCAAGAGUGUUCCUUUAUAUACCGUCUUAUGUAUGUGUGGCCGACAUUCUUCACCUUCCGCAUGCGUAUCUACACCGGCCUGACAUUGAGUGAAUGCGUCUGCACAAUGGCAGGGUUUGGUGCCUAUCCCGAUGAGGCGGAUGUGGCAAACGGUGAGGGACCACGUAAGCAGUAUGCUCAUUUGAGACGUGAUGCCGACAAGCGUACAUACAAUUUUACUACCAUUGUAAAUACGCGCGUACGUAGCGUCGAGACAUGUUGGACCUUCCGUGAGGGCAUGAAACACUGGAAUAUUUGCAUACAGUAUUGGUUGGCUGUGAAUGUUUACAAGCUGUUCCCAAGCAAGCAGUACAGAACUAUCGUCACAUUGCUUUGCUCUGCCUUUUGGCAUGGCUUUCGUCCGGGACACUAUUUCUGUAUUAUGGGUGCGCCAUUUUACGUUUCAUUGGAGGAUAUGUGGCAUAAAUUGGUGCGCAAGGAUGCUACCGGCCUACAACGUCAAGUUAUCGAUGUACUCUUUUGGAUAGCGAAAUUCUUUGCAUUCAGCUAUUUGGGCAUCUCAUUUCUACUGGCCUCAUUCUCUAAUAUCUGGAAAUACUACAGUUCGGUGUAUCAUAUUGGUUAUGUGGAAUGGUGUGUCUUUAUGGUUUUAGGCAAAUAUUUGCUGAAUUUGAAAAAGUCAGCUGAAAAGCGUCAGCAAAAACAAAACGAGAUUGCAGAAAGUGAAAAGGAGCAAAUGAAAAAAGUGGCAUAAAUCCAAGAAACGGCCUUAGAAACCUAGAACUAAGGCAUAUAUUUAUAUAUGAGCUAUAUUAGUUACUAUAUAUGUAUCGAUAUGCUGUUAUGAUGCUGAAGAUUAGGUAUGUACAGAGUUUACAUAGCUUUAUUAUGUAUGCGUCAAUGUGGAAUGGUGUAUCACCGUAUUUGAUGGAUAUUCA
Zeugodacus cucurbitae (melon fly) is the source of this 1812-nucleotide messenger RNA. RefSeq names its product lysophospholipid acyltransferase 7 (gene frj). Lineage: Eukaryota; Metazoa; Arthropoda; Insecta; Diptera; Tephritidae. The transcript has 6 exons. Gene Ontology annotation, molecular function: lysophospholipid acyltransferase activity. Gene Ontology annotation, biological process: lipid modification; phosphatidylinositol biosynthetic process. The record is from RefSeq and is a predicted model, not a curated record. The coding region runs from base 159 to 1628 and encodes 489 amino acids. Gene Ontology annotation, cellular component: mitochondria-associated endoplasmic reticulum membrane contact site; membrane.